Molecule: messenger RNA, 1590 nt
Organism: Synchytrium microbalum
Lineage: Eukaryota; Fungi; Chytridiomycota; Chytridiomycetes; Synchytriales; Synchytriaceae
Exons: 7
Coding region: 1-1590 (529 amino acids)
Molecular function (GO): oxidoreductase activity
Source: RefSeq, a predicted model, not a curated record
AUGGUUCACAGGAUAGCUGUUGUCGGAUCCGGAAUUUCCGGAUUGUCUGCUGCCUAUCUAUUGGCUCGCCAACCAGAAAAGUUUCAAGUAGUUGUAUAUGAAGAAGGCGAAUGGAUUGGAGGUCAUACUCAUACUGUCGAAAUCGAGAGCUUGUAUGAUCCGAAGCUCAAAGCUCCUGUGGACACGGGGUUUAUUGUCUGCAAUCCUCAUACAUAUCCAAACUUGUUGAACUUUUUGAAGCAGCUGAAUGUCGAGCUUACAGAUUCCAACAUGUCCUUUGCAGUCUCUAAAGAUAAAGGAGUCUUUGAAUGGGCUGGUGACAAUAUAGACACUGUUUUCGCCCAACGAUCCAACCUAUUCAGCUUAAACAUGUGGAGAAUGAUUUGGGACACUAUUCGUUUCGAUGAACAAGCCACUGAUAUCGCAGAGCAAGUGGAUCAAGAUAUGUAUGAUGAGGCUGGCAAGAUGAGAGCUGAUGCCGAUACAUUCGUCAAAGGUCAUCCAUAUGCUCAUAUGACGUUGGCAGAGUUCUUUACAAAAUAUAAUUAUUCAAAGUUCUUCUACGAGUCGUAUAUCGUGCCAAUGACCGCCUCUGUAUGGAGUGCACCGGCUGAUAUGGCAUUAGAUCAGUUCCCAUUGCUGACUUUGGUGCGCUUUAUGCGUAAUCAUAUGCUACUUCAAGUUACAGAUCGGCCUACGUGGAGGACUGUGUUGAAUGGAAGCAAAAGUUAUGUGAACAAGAUUCUCGAAACAGUCAAAGACGUACGUCUUAAUACAGCCGUUACGUCUAUAACACGAUCCAAGGAUAAAAACUCAACACAUCCACGUACAAUUACUAUAAAUGAUUCCCGAGGUGGCUCUGAAGUAUUCGACCAUGUUAUAUUGGCAUGUCAUACGGAUCAAGCAUUGAAGAUUCUAGGACCAGAAGCAACACCAGACGAACAAAAGAUAAUCGGUGGUAUCAAAUAUGUCAGAAAUCGCGCAGUGUUGCAUCGUGAUCCUUCGCUCAUGCCAGUCCGCCGCAAAACAUGGAGCUCUUGGAAUUAUUUGCUCGAUUCAACGAAAUUAAACACAAUGUGUCUCACAUACUGGAUGAACCGCUUACAAACCUUCAUUCCCGUACAAGAGUUUGGAGAUGUGUUUGUCACCAUGAAUCCAAUGUGGGAACCAAAAGGUCCUGUCUUGGGUGAAUGGUAUUAUGACCAUCCGUAUUAUUGUAAUGAGACCAUCAUGUCACAGGAAACCUUGAACAAGAUCCAGGGAUUGUAUUGUACGACUUAUUGUGGAGCGUGGACGAAUUAUGGAUUUCAUGAGGAUGGACUUACGUCAGGUCUACUCGCAGCUCUAUCACUCGGAGCUACCAGUCCAUUCCCAGUUGUACUGAAUGGCGGUUACCCUACCCAUCGUCUCGCACCCACUCCUCCUGCAUGGGCCAAAAUCCCACGAUAUGAACCUGCUCCUCCAAUACAUUUAGGGAAACGAGCCAAGAGGGAGUUUACAUCAUUCGUUCAGGUCGCUCCUUUGAUGAUGUGGGGCACUGUAGGGUUGUCGUUGCUGGCUGGUUUGUAUAUUGGUAGUCGCAUUGUGUAA